Messenger RNA from Diorhabda sublineata, 6327 nucleotides. It is a transcript of the gene Hil, whose product is annotated as hillarin. The transcript is spliced from 13 exons. The coding region runs from base 455 to 2938 and encodes 827 amino acids. Lineage: Eukaryota; Metazoa; Arthropoda; Insecta; Coleoptera; Chrysomelidae. The record is from RefSeq and is a predicted model, not a curated record.
AGGAACAGAACAGGUGAACACUUCGGCAUACCGACUACGCGAGUCAAUUCCAUCGACCAGAUACAUUUCAACUGUUAGUGUUGCUCGGUCUCUCAUAAACUACAAACCCGAUUGCAAAAUGGCCACGAAGUGAACAUAAUCACUCUUAUUGGUGCUAGUGAUCAUUUUUUUUUAUUGCCAGGAGUAUGUUUCAUCUGUUUUUCGACGUAUUUCGCCGCGUGAGUUAAUAAUUGGAUUAUAUAAUGUGCGUAAGUAUUUAAAAAAGACAUCAGGUGUAAAGUGAUACAAUAGACAUUUUAAUCAAUCGUGCAUCCCAACAUCAGAAAGUGUGCUAAUGCAAAUAAUCAUUUAAUGAAAUUAAUGACUGAAAUCUACGAGUGCGUGUAAAGCAACGUUAUCAGAGCGAAAAUUACCGUCCCAGAAUAUCCAUAAAAAUAAUUUUGAACACAAAAAAAUGUUACAGAAUUCUUACAAGGCUAUGUACCGCCCAAAUUUUUACGAAAGUACAUGCUUAAGGUGCAACGAAACUGUAUAUCAAGUAGAUCGAGUAGGACCUUUAAAAGACUUUACGUUUUACCACAGUGGGUGUUUCAAGUGCGCCAUUUGUGGGACGAAAUUGACAUUGAAAACGUAUUAUAAUAACCAACACCGACAGGAAGACAAAGAAGUGUAUUGUAAUAGUCAUGUACCGAAAAUUGGAGCGGGGCAUUUAGAUGGAUCCUCAGUUGGAAUUAGAUCAGCUCUUAACGUUCCAAAGAGUUCGAAUUUUGUUAAUGAACAAAUAAGGGGACCUAGUCGAGUUAGCAAUGAUUCGGAAGGUCUACAUAUACGGACUCACAUAAAUGGCAGUCAUCAACAGCCGCAUUCGCCAACUUAUGGCGGAUAUAGCAGCCCCAGUCCUAAUAAUUAUUAUCAUCGUGACACUUCACCUUCGUACCAAUAUGGGAGAUUCGACGCAAGUGCCCUUCAUAUAGCACACGCCUUGAAACAAACGGAAUUACAAAAAUCGUACAAAGUACAUAGGGAAAAACCAAUAGAUUGUUAUUUGGACCGAGAUGAGCAGAAAAAAUUAGAAAUGAGACAUAGAAAAGAAGAAGACGACCUGUAUAGAAAGUUCCAAAGGCAAAGAGAAGAAGAAGAGAAACGAAUUAGGGAUGAAUUCAGGGAUGAAUGGGAAAAAGAACUUGAAAGGCUGACAUCAAAAUUCGAGAGGGAAAUGCAAAUGAAGAGGAAACGAGAUGAUCAAAACAUUUUGACGUUAAGACAUCAGCAAGAGAGGGAGGACUUAGAAAAAAAUAUGACGCUUAGAAGAGACAAGAAAAAAGAAUCGCUUACUAGGAAAAUGUUAGAACAUGAGAGGGCGGCAACGGCGGCGUUGGUAGAAAAACAAAGUCAUGAAAUGUUGGAACUUAUCAAUGAAAAACGUAGUGAAUUCAUGCAAGCCGAAUCUUUGUAUCUAGAUCACAACGACAGUUACAAUGAGGAAGUUCAGCCCUAUCCUAGCCUCGCUCCUGUACCCGCUCCACCAGCACUAAGCAAAUUUCAGGUUUAUAAUGAUCCAGUAGAAUUUGCUAACGUAGAUCAAAUAGCAAUAUCAGUAGCUCAAGAAGACCAAAAAUCCUUUACAGACUUAGUUAGACAACUAGUGGGAAGAUGCGGAUCGGAUGUAGAAAAAGCUAGAACAAUAUUCAGAUGGAUUACGGUAAAAAAUUUGAAUACCAUGUCUUUUGACGAUAACCUUAGAGGAGAUACGCCAAUGGGAUUGCUGCGAGGAAUUAAAAAUGGAACUGAAAGCUAUCAUGUGCUUUUUAAAAGAUUAUGCAGUUAUGCUGGGCUCCAUUGUGUGGUGAUUAAGGGUUACUCUAAAUCAGCAGGAUAUCAACCAGGUGUCCGAUUCGAAGAUAAUAGAUUCAGGAACUCUUGGAAUGCUGUGUACGUGGCUGGAGCGUGGAGAUUUGUGCAAUGUAACUGGGGAGCCAGACAUCUAGUCAAUGCUAAAGAAGCGCCAAAAGCUGGUAAUAAAGCUAAAUCAGAUAGUUUGAGAUAUGAAUACGACGACCACUAUUUUCUUACUGAUCCCAAAGAGUUUAUUUACGAGUUUUUCCCACUGCAGUCAGAAUGGCAAUUGCUCAAAAGUCCUAUUACUUUACAAGAGUUUGAGGAGCUACCUUUCGUUCGAUCAUUGUUUUUCCGAUACGGACUUUACUUCUCCGAUCCUAAUACAAAAGCUGUUAUGUACACGGACUCUACAGGUGCUGCCACAGUUCGAAUUGCUAUGCCCUCUCACAUGCAGGCCACGCUCAUCUUUCAUUAUAAUCUGAAAUUCUACGACAGUGAAGGUGACACCUUCGAUGGAGUUUCUCUUAAAAGAUUCGUAAUGCAAUCUGUUGUUGGAAAUAUGGUUGCAUUCAGAGUACACGCACCUUGUAGCGGGGCUUUUUUACUGGACAUAUUUGCAAAUGCUGUCACCCCUAAAGAAUACCUAACGGGAGAGCCGAUGAAAUUCAAAAGUGUAUGCAAGUUCAAAAUUUGUUGUGAAGAUUUACAAACUGUCAUGGUUCCUUUACCAGAUUGUGCUAGUGGAGAAUGGGGUCCUACCAAAGCCACAAGGUUGUUUGGACUUGUACCUAUUACCCAUCAGGAUUCAUUGGUUUUUGCUGGAAGAGAGCUAGAGAUCCAGUUCCGUAUGUCUCGCCAACUGACAGACUUCAUGGCAACUCUACACAAAAACGGCGUAGAAGAAAAACGUUUAUCGAAAUUCGUAUCUCACAGUGUUGCGGAAGACAUUGUCACUUUCAACAUUAGUUUUCCUGAAGAGGGUCAAUACGGUUUAGAUAUAUAUACGAGAGAAAUGGCUUCAAAUACCGAAACUACAGGAGAAAAACACUUGUUAACGCAUUGUUGUAAAUAUCUCAUUAAUUCUUCCAAAAGGAAUUGAAAACGUGAUUAUUGAGUUGAUUCAGAACAGAAUUAUUUGUAAUUGUGUGUGAAAUUGAACUCGCAUCAUGUUUUAUAUAGACGUUAAUACUUCAAUAUAUCGUAACUCCGAAUUUUACAUUUUACAGAUAAAAAUAAAAAUUCGGUUUCCUUUUUAAAUUAUAAUAGUGUUAUAAUACUUUAAAUAUUUUCAUUUCAACAACAAAUUAUUUGACAUAUCGUACCUCGUUUUUAUCUGUUAUUGGCGCAAUUGAGAUACUGAAUUACAAGAAACAAUUUUCCUUGACGGAAAACUUGCAUUUAGAUAAUUUGUAGUUACGACGAAAUUGAAAUGUUACUGUCGAUUUAAUUUUCUGGAUAUUUUGAAUCUUGGAUUGUUACAUUCGAUAUUCGAUACAUCAAAUAAUUUCUUUUGGAAAAGAAGUAAAGAUUGUUAUAUCGUCCGAAUCUUCACGAGAUGUAUUAUUUCAAUAAAAUCAACCAACAUUUCUGAAUUAGCAUAAUGGUGCUCAUUAACGACGCAGUGGCGUAGAUCGAAGACCAAAAAAUAACAAAGUAUUUGUUUUUUUUUCCAAAACAUCCGUUUUACAUUAAAAUAUUAAUCAAAAGGAGAAGCAUUAUAACAAUUUUGAGUGUUUCCACAAUGUAUAACUUUUAUCGCAUUAUAUAUGAAAUUUAUUUAACAGAGUUUAACUUCUGGAUGAAUGAAGUACGACAAUCCAUAAGGCAAGAUACUGGUUACAAGUUACAAGUUAUUUGAAAGGUUGAAGAGGCUUUUGUAAAGACAAUUAAUAUGAUAAAAUGUGAUUUCGACCCUCUAAGAUUGGGGUACGUAUUAUUGGUAUUACUGUAAAGAAAAAGUGCCAAAAUUGAGAUAGUUUUACAGAUGGUACAAGCUCUAUUAAAAAAACCAAUAUUUACUUGAAAAUAAAUAUAGUCUAUACACGAAAAACAAAGAAAAAUAAUGAUUAAAUUCAUUAUUUUUCAAAAUAUUAAGAGCUUGGUAAAUUGUGUAAAACAAAAAAUAUAUUUCCUUCUUAAAAGAAACAAAUAAAAGUGUUAUUUCGAACCUCCUCCCACAUCUAACCCGUUUUUUCUCUAUUCUUAUCUUUUGAGUUUCGCCCCAAAGAAAAUAAACAUCCAGCAUCGCUGUAACCACUUUCAUCUGAAGAAGGCUUCUUCAAUUAAUCCUCACUGUUUGGUCUAGAUCUUGCAAGCAUCUAGUUGUCCUUUUUAUGUAUUUCUUGAUGUAAACGGUUGAGUUUUAUUUGAGGUAUAUUAUUUUAAAGCUGAUCCUGAAUGUCUCUUCCUUUUUUUACUAAGCUUUCUUGGCGAUCAUUUUAGUAGAAAGUCAGUGUAAUAAUAGAAAUUUUUAUAAUUAUAGUAUUUAGGAUUUUGUUUUAAUAUUUUUAUUAAUGUAAAACGGAAAAGUAUCAGUAGAAUAUUUUGAGUAGUUGAUAUGGAAAUGCGAUAUACCUAGAAAAUGAUUUAUAAUCAUUUCUUUCUAUUUAUUUGAUUUGGGGGAUUUUCUUGUGCUACCUACUUUUUCGAAGCCCAUUGCAGACUGUUAUAGCAGCUCUUUUAGAGUAGUGGAACAGCACUUUGCAUUAUAUAUACGAUUUUUGGGACGUUCGAACGUCGUGGGUUGUGUCUUGCUCUUGCCGUUUCGUCAAUAGCAUAGAAGCUGCAAUCGGUUCAACUUCUAGUGACCUACUCAGAGUCCUGAAGAUACCUACCUGUUGUGGACCGUACAUAUAUUGGACAAUGGCGCGCGAAAGUCAUAACAACAUUCAGAUAUAUAUAUAUAUAUAUAUAUAUAUAUAUAUAUAUAUAUAUAUAUAUAUAUAUAUAUAUAUAUAUAUUGUUGUAUUGCUUCUUCUCAAGAACAAAGUACGCCACUGUUUUUUAUACCGUAGUCAAAUUCGAAGUCACUUUAUUACAUAAGUAUCUCAAUUCCAAGGGAUUUCGAUCCCUUAUCUUAUAGGAAGUUAAUCCUUCAAUAAUUAGAAACAACAACAAAGUCUGGUUUCUUCGCGUUCUAAAAAACUUCCAAAUAGUUAUUAGCCGCAUAACUUUAGUAGGAACUUUCAAUUGUCGAAUAAAUAUUUACAGUUUCUUUACCCUAGUUUGUUUAAAUCCGAACUGUUGGUUACACUAUGAAAGAUGCCUAUAUAGCUAUCGUCCAUGUAUUGAAUAAGUAAAGAAAUAAGCGAAAAAACGUUCUUCUAUUGACAGUUUCCUAUGAUUUGUGUUUGUGACAACGAUCUGUGCUUAAUUAAAUUUGCACGUGUUUUGUUAAGGUUAAUGUUGAAAUAGUCGUGAAGUUGUGUUGGUCUGAAAAUUAUAGUUUAUAUUCAGAAUAAUUGAUAAUGAAAAAGGAAACGAUAAAAAAUUUCAUCAACGGACCAAAAAUUAUAAUAAUCAAUUUUAUGACGAUCGGAAUUAGCCGUAUUUCCUUAAUCAAUUCCUAUAUUUGUAUGACGGAUAUUUCCAAAAAUGACUAAUCACACAUAGGUAUAACCAUAUAUGGACAGUUGGUAUGGGAAAUAACGCCCCUACGCAUUUUCUCUCUCGUUCGAGACACUUUAUCUAUACUGCGCAUGCUUGAGAAUGCGCAGAACCGAGCUGGAACCUCGGAGGAUAGAGAAAUCGUUAUCAUUCUGUGCUCCUUAGUCGGAACAGCUUCCACUUAUAGAAACUAUCCAUAUAGAAGUAUCACAUAUAUGGGUGUAAUAAACCACUUUUGAUGUAUAAUAUUUUAGGUUAAGUUUCUACUAAACUCUUUAAAUGACAAUUGUGACUUCCUAAUAAUUAUUUGGCAAAUAAUUCGAUUUAUUCGGAGGUUCAAUUUAUCAGAAUGUGAACAAACCGAAUUUUUGGUUAUUAGGUAAAUAAUAGUUAAUAGGGACUUUAUUAGGAAGUGAAGAAACCCGGAGUAAACGUUAAAUUUUAAUAAUAAAUAACUUGAAUAACAUAUAGCACCACGUUGUUCAUUGGUGUUUUAUUUUCACAAUAAUAAGAAAUGUUCUUGAAAAUUGCGAUACUUUGAUUAUAAAAUGACAUAAAUAAACAGAGGACGAAUUUACCGCCUAACACUUGCCUAAAAACACAUAUGUAUAUCUAACUUUCAUGAAAUAACGAAAAAAGUGCAAUAAUAAUCAAUUGACAAACUUUAUUAAAUACCAGCGUUUUGUUUUUUAUAUAUGUUUUGUUAUUAAUAUAAUAAGCACAUGUUAUUUAAUAUUAUAUUUUCUGUUAAUAAAUUAUUACCUUAUUUACAAAAAUAUGAAGAAAUAAAAUGAUAAAUCGGCCGCUUUUUCUACUAUGAAUUUAUAUUUGUAACUGAACAUGAAAUAUUCAAUAAAUCUAUUUAUUUUUAAUUUUAACAAA